AUGCCUUCAGGUGGAGAAUCGUCAUCCAGUGCUGCUGAGACUAAACCCUCAGAGACCACAGCCACCAGUAACAUUCGUCUCAAGUUUGAUGGACUCCCUAAACUACAAGGGCAAUCCAACUACCAAACUUGGGCGAGUGCCUGGAGGAUAACGUUCGAUGCUGUAGACUGGUGGGAAGCGUUGAGCAUCGAGAACCCUGACGAGAAUGACACCGAACUCAGCAAAACCGAGAUAAAGAAGGCUCGUAAACAAAUGCACAGCCUUCUCAUCUCUGCUGUAUGCGAAGAAAUACAACCAACAGUCGUCUCCGCCGAAAAUGCAUUCUACGCAUGGAAGGCGCUCAAAGAUCUCUACGAUCGUGUCUCACCCAACACCACGAUCACCCUCCUCAGCCGCGUCCUAGACACGAAGAUGCAAGAAGGCGGAUCACUGACCGAGCAUCUCGCGACCUUCGAUGCGAACUGGAAUACUCUCAAGUCCAGAUGCCAAAGCGCAGACCACAAACUCGCUCAGGCUCUCCUACCCCUCACCAAAUCCAACGAAGCAAUGGCGGCAUUCCUCCUAAGCUCGCUACCCAAAUCGAUGAGCAACGUUGUAGACAACAUCCAGACCAAACAGGAUGUUACCUACGAAGACGUACGCCAACGACUACAGAACCUGGAUGAGGUAGCCCCUCAAACAGGAAACAAAGUGCUCCAUACCAGGAGUACUACAAGCGACAAGGAAUGCACCUGGUGCAAGAAAAGGGGACAGCCUUACAAAGGCCACGAGUACACGGAGUGCAGAAAGCUCAAAGAACAGAACAAGAACAGAAAGGGAAGGAGAAAGGACAACUCGGCAUCGGUUGUAGUAAAUGACUCUACAACCACUAUCUGUAUGACCAACUCAUCGACAUUCGACCUCACACCGGCAACGUCCGAACAGCUGAUGGAACCAACCACGCUGUCACCGGAAUGGGAAGCGCUAGUUUCAGCUGCCACCUUCCCGAUGGAAGCAGAUCUUCCAUACUCCUCACCGAUGUGCUGUUGGUCCCAACCUUGGGAAAUAUGGGAUUGGUCUCCGAAACCGUGCUCGACAAAAAGAGAUUUAGAACGGAGUCAGGAGGAGGAAGCAAGUUGGGUACAAAAGAAAAGAAAGGAAUAA
Molecule: messenger RNA, 1143 nt
Organism: Morchella sextelata
Lineage: Eukaryota; Fungi; Ascomycota; Pezizomycetes; Pezizales; Morchellaceae
Exons: 1
Coding region: 1-1143 (380 amino acids)
Source: RefSeq, a predicted model, not a curated record